Messenger RNA from Colletotrichum truncatum, 948 nucleotides. RefSeq lists its product as uncharacterized. The record is from RefSeq and is a predicted model, not a curated record. Lineage: Eukaryota; Fungi; Ascomycota; Sordariomycetes; Glomerellales; Glomerellaceae.
AUGGCGCCAAUCAGAGUCUACAGGAUGACCGAUUCCAUCGGGCCGGAGCACCAACAGCUUCUUUACGAGCCUAUCGUACUCGAGCAAGCUCUGCAGGAGGUUCCCCGCCGCCGUGGCAACGUUGCUCCCGAGGAGUUAGAGGACGAAUAUACUACUCUGACGUCCAACGAACAAGCUUUCAGAUGCCUCCUAAACAGAGUCGCUGAAGUCUGUGAAAAUCGAGAUGGCGGGGAGACGGAUACUUCGAUAACGGUCUUCGAAACCGAUGAAGGCCCUCUUUUCAUGUUCGGAUCGAAACAGAGGAGCGCAGAUGACCUCAAGGAGACAGAGGACUUUAUCAAGGAUCUGCUCAACAUUGCCGCUAAUACGCCUGGCAUAAUAAACCAAAAGGCCGUGACGAGGGAGAUUCUCCGUAGGGUCCUUAGGUUUAACACCACUCGUCUAAAACGCUAUCUGAAGCGGUUGGGAUUUUAUUUGAAUGAAUGUGUCGAAGACCCCGAGGUCCGUCUUCCAGAAGAAUUGAAGCUUGACCUACAGAAAUUGAAGGGCCUAGCCGAGUUUUCACACGAGAUUGUGGAUAAGAACAGCCGGGAAAAAUUCCUAAAAGAUUGCGGAAAGCUUAUCAAAGCCAUACAUGUAAUGAAGGGCACUGCACUUGACCUAACGAUCAUACACAGUGGAAAGAACGAAAACCUUUCUGGAGCCAGAGACUGGUACAUGCUACAUCGCUAUCUUGGGUGCCUGCUGGCUUUCCGUCAGGCGACAGAAGUCAUCAGCGAUGUAUUGAGCCGAGCCAAACGAAGCGACCCUUCAAACCCGUUCAAGGGGCUAUUACAGAACGCCAAGGUAACGUCCCGCACCCACAUUUGGGCACCCCCCACAUUUGGGCACCCCAAAAAUCAUGAUGCAUUUCACUAUAUAUCAACUUCAGCCAUUGAUUAUAUUUAA